ACAAUCUCCUUGCUCUUCUGGUGAAGGAAGGAAGUUCACCUAUAAUUCCAAAAGAUGUCGACUCUUCUGGAAAACAUCAAUGGCAUCAUCAAAAUAUUCCACAAAUAUUCAAAAACAGAUAAGGAGGCUGACACAUUGAGUAAAAAAGAGCUGAAGGAAUUGCUGGAAGUGGAGUUUCGGCCCGUCUUGAAGAAUCCAGAUGACCCAGACACCACUGAAGUUUUCAUGCAUAUCCUUGAUGUAGAUCACAACAAGAAAAUAGACUUUACAGAGUUUUUUCUGAUGGUAUUCAAGUUGGCUCAUGCAUAUUAUAAUUAUACUCAAAGACAGAAUUUACAGACAGCAGGACAAAAACAGAAAAAGUAUACAUACCGCUACGAAGAUGAAGAAGAUGAUACAGAAGAAGAAAAAGAAACAAAAAGAAAGUACAGUCAUUCAAGAAGUGGUGGAAAGAAUCAAGACAGAUCAAAGAGCCCAAGAGGAAGAGGAAAAAAGAGACAUGGAUCUAAAUCUGGAAGUAAACAAAGAAGAGAUGACACACCAACCUCUGGACACAGACAUGGAUGCAGCAAAAAACAUCAUGAGUCAAGAAGGGAAAAGAAAAGGAGAUCACGCUCUACUGAACCAAAAGAAAGAAGGCACAUGUCAAGUGUUAGCCCAACCAGGGGAUAUGAAGAAAAAGAAGAAGAAUGUGGUUAUGAAAAUAAAGGUAAAAGAAGUGCAAAAUGUACAGGAUCAGAGUAUGAUGAUUCCUAUCAAGUUUGUGAAGACAAAGUGACUACGAAUUUUCAAUCCAGUCACAGUAAAAACUAUGGGUCAAACAUCACGAAGGGCAGAGACACGGAAGGACAUUCACGAGAUACAGGUAGGAAAUUCGUAUUCACUCAUGGAAGAUCAGGUUCCAGUUCAAGGAAUCAAAAUGGUUCUGUCCAGACUCAUGCAGGAGAUAAUUCUACCCACUCAGAAUCCCAACAAGAGACACACAGUGAAUCUGUCAACAGAAGGUCAAGAAACACUGGGCAAAGACAGGGGAGCCACCAUGAGCAGUCAAGAGACAGCUCCAGACUCUCUGGAACUGGACAUGGACAAACUUCAGCUGAAUCUGGAAAUGGCAGACAUAGAGAAUCCAGUGUUAGUCAAGCCAGUGACAGUGUGGGACACGCCAGAGAUUCAGAUAGGCGUUCUGAGACAACUCACGGAAGACCUGGUUCCAGCUCAAGGAAUCAACAUGGUUCCUCCCAUGGUCAGACAGGGGACAGUUAUAGGCACUCAGAGACCAAUCAAGGGAGCCACAAUGAGAGACACGCCAGAGAUUCAGGUAGGCAUUCUGAGACAACUCAUGAAAGACCUGGUUCCAGCUCAAGAAAUCAACAUGGAUCUUCCCAUGGCCAUACUGGAGACAGUUCUAGGCGCUCAGAGUCCCAUCAAGAGAGACAUAGUGAAUCUGUCCAUGGAAGGUCAGGAUCCAGCACUGGGCAAAGGCAGGGGAGUCACCAUGAGCAGUCAAGAGACAGCUCCAGACAGUCUGGAACUGGACAUGGACAAUCCUCAGCUGGAUAUGGAAGCAGGAAACAUAGGGAAUCCAGUGCUAGUCAGGCCAGUGACAGUGAAGGACAUUCAGAAGACUCAGGUAGACGUCUGGAUCAAGCACAGGGCAAAGACAGGGGAGCCACCAUGAGCAAUCAAGAGACAGCUCCAGACAGUCUGGAACUGGUCAUGGACAAACCUCCACUGGAUCCGGAAGCAGUAGGCACAGGCAAUCCAGUGCUAGUCAGGCCAGUGACAGUGAAGGACAUUCAGAAGACUCAGGUAGACAGUCCGUGGCAACUCAAGGAAGAUUUGGUUCCAGCUCAAGAAACCAACGUGGAUCUUCGCAUGGCCAGACAGGAGACAGUUCUAGGCACUCAGCAUCUCAUCAAGGGAGGCACAGUGAAUCAGUCCAUGAAAGCUCAAGAAACCAACAUGGAGCUUCCCACGGCCAGAGAGGAGAUAGUUCUAGGCGCUCAGAGACCAAUCAAGGGAGCCACAAUGAGAGACACGCCAGAGAUUCAGGUAGACAUUCCGAGACAACUCAUGGAAGACCUGGUUCCAGCUCAAGAAAUCAACAUGGAUCUUCCCAUGGCCAUACUGGAGACAGUUCUAGGCGCUCAGAGUCCCAUCAAGAGAGACAUAGUGAAUCUGUCCAUGGAAGGUCAGAAUCCAGCACUGGGCAAAGGCAGAGGAGCCACCAUGAGCAGUCAAGAGACAGUUCCAGACACUCUGGGUCUCAACAGGGACAAACCUCCACUGGAUCCAGAAGCAGCAGGCACAGCGAAUCCAGUGUUAGUCAGGCCAGUGACAAUGAGGGACAUGCAAGAGAUUCAGGUAGGCAUUCUGAGACAACUCAUGGAAGAUCUGGUUCCAGCUCAAGGAACCAACAUGGAUCUUUCCAUGGCCAGACAGGAGAUAGUUCUAGGCACUCAGAGUCCCAUCAAGGGAGCCACGGUGAAUCUAUCCACCAAAGGUCUGGAUCAAGCACUGGGCAAAAACAGGGGAGACACCAUGAGCAGUCAAGAGACAGCUCCAGACAGUCUGGGUCUCAACAGGGACAAACCUCCACUGGAUCCAGAAGCAGUAGGCACAGGGAAUCCAGUGUUAAUCAGGCCAGUGACAGUGAGGGGCAUGCAAGAGAUUCAGUUAGGCAUUCUGAGACAACUCAUGGAAGAUCCAGUUCCAGCUCAAGAAACCAACAUGGAUUUUCCCAUGGCCAGACAGGAGACAGUUCUAGGCACUCAGAGUCUCAUCAAGGCAGGCACAGUGAUUCUCUCCAAGGAAGGUCAGGAUCUAGCACUGGGCAAAGACAGGGGAGUCACCAUGAGCAGUCAAGAGACAGCUCCAGACAGUCUGGAACUGGACAUGGACAAUCCUCAGCUGGAUAUGGAAGCAGGAAACAUAGGGAAUCCAGUGCUAGUCAGGCCAGUGACAGUGAAGGACAUUCAGAAGACUCAGGGCAAAGACAGGGGAGCCACCAUGAGCAAUCAAGAGACAGCUCCAGACAGUCUGGAACUGGUCAUGGACAAACCUCCACUGGAUCCGGAAGCAGUAGGCACAGGCAAUCCAGUGCUAGUCAGGCCAGUGACAGUGAAGGACAUUCAGAAGACUCAGGUAGACAGUCCGUGGCAACUCAAGGAAGAUUUGGUUCCAGCUCAAGAAACCAACGUGGAUCUUCGCAUGGCCAGACAGGAGACAGUUCUAGGCACUCAGCAUCUCAUCAAGGGAGGCACAGUGAAUCAGUCCAUGAAAGCUCAAGAAACCAACAUGGAGCUUCCCAUGGCCAGAGAGGAGAUAGUUCUAGGCGCUCAGAGACCAAUCAAGGGAGCCACAAUGAGAGACAUGCCAGAGAUUCAGGUAGACAUUCCGAGACAACUCAUGGAAGACCUGGUUCCAGCUCAAGAAACCAACAUGGAUCUGUCCAUGGCCAGACAGGAGACAGUCCUAGGCACUCAGAGUCCCGUCAAGAGAGGCGCAGUGAAUCUGUCCAUGAAAGGUCAGGAUCCAGCACUGGGCAAAGGCAGGGGAGCCACCAUGAGCAGUCAAGUGACAGCUCCAGACAGUCUGGAACUCGACAUGGACAAACCUCCACUGGAUCCAGAAGCAGCAGGCACAGCGAAUCCAGUGUUAGUCAGGCCAGUGACAGUGAAGGACAUUCAGAAGACUCAGCUUCAAGAAACCAACAUGUAUCUGUCCAUGGACAGACAGGAGACAGUUCUAGGCACUCAGAGUCCCAUCAAGGAAGGCACAGUGAUACUGUCCACCAAAGGUCUGGAUCAAGCACGGGGCAAAGACAGGGAAGCCACCAUGAGCAGUCAAGGGACAGCUCCAGACACUCUGGGUCUCAACAGGGACAAACCUCCUCUGGAUCUGGAAGCAGCAGGCACAGAGAAUCCAUUGUUAGUCAGGCCAGUGACAGUGAGGGACAUGCAAGAGAUUCAGGUAGGCAUUCUGAGACAACUCAUGGAAGGUCUGGUUCCAGCUCAAGGAACCAACAUGGAUCUGUCCAUGGCCAGACAGGAGACAGUUCUAGGCACUCACAGUUCCAUCAAGGGAGCCAUGGUGAAUCUAUCCACCAAAGGUCUGGGUCAAGCACUGGGCAAAGAGAGGGGAGCCACCAUGAGCAGUCAAGGGACAGCUCCAGAUACUCUGGAACUGCUCAUGGAGAAACAUCCACUGGAUCUGGAAGCAGCAGAUAUAGGGAAUCCAGAGUUAGUCAGUCCAGUGACAGCAAGGGUCAUUCGAGAGGUUCAGGAAAGAUUUCCUACAGAAUAUGAACGGUUAAUUUUAAUUUACAAAAGGAUGCCAAAACUCCUAAAAAGCAUCGUUACUGUCAUCGAUAUUUUCUACCAAUAUGCCAACCAGGAUGGGGAGUGUGACAUGUUGAACAAGGCAGAACUGAAAGAACUUUUGGAAAAUGAGUUUGGUCAAAUUCUGAAGAAUCCAGAUGAUCCAGACACUGUAGAUACCAUCAUGCAAAAUCUAGAUCAAGACCAUAACAAGAAAGUAGAAUUUACCGAGUACCUUCUGAUGAUAUUCAAGCUGGCUCGGGCCUGUAAUAAAAUCGUCAGCAAAGAUUACUGCCAAGCUUCAGGGUCAAAGCAAAGAGAUCACAGACACCAGGACCAAGAGGAACAGAGUGAAAUAGAAGAGGAGGAUGAAGGGCAAAAAUCAUCUUCCAGUAACUUAAGUUCGAGUGAAGGAGAGAAUGAUUCCCAUUCCAGAGGCUCAGGAGGUAGCAUUAGAAACAGGUCUAGGUCCAGGUCCAGAAUAACUGGGCAUCAAGGAGGCUUGUCUAGUUCUGGGGACAGGCAAAGCUUUAGGGAAAGAAGGAGGGAGUCAAAUUCAGGCCACUCCAAGGGUAGCAAGAAAAACAAGCAUGGCUCUCAUCAGCACAAAAGGUCUAGGAGUGAAGAAGUUGGUUAUACGCAUUCAAGCAACCACAGAACAAGAUCAAACUCAGGAAAUUGGUCAGGCACUUAUGGAGAAGAAGGGCAUGUGAGCCACUCAGAGGAUCAGUCUUUCAGUUCUGAUCAAAACUGGUCUGACUCAAAUGAAUCUCUGGGGAAUAGACAACAUAAGAAAAAACCAAGCCAGUCACCUAGUAAGAAGCAUCAUGGAUUCAUCUCAGGGAGUUGUGGAGGACAAGACCACUGGUCAAAUUCAAAUGAGCCUGCUGGUUAUGGUCAUGGCUAUGGCUCAAGCCAGCCUUCUCAGCAGAGAUGGCAUGAAUCAAAUGAAGGAUAUCAAUCAGGAAAUUGUGAAGAACAAGGAAACUGUUCUACUUCUAGUUCAAGUGAGGUAUCUAGUUAUGACCAACGCAGGUCAGGCUCAAGACAGCCAUCUAGCAGUAUCCAACAUGGGUCUGGAUCAGGUCAAUCCUCUGCCUAUGGACAACAUAGAUCUAGCUCAGGUCAGUCUUCUGGCUUUAGUCACCACGGAACUGGCAUAGGUCAAUCCUCUAGCUAUGAACAGCAUAGUUCUACUUCAAGACAGUCACCAAACUGUAGCCAACAUGGACCUAGCUUAAGUCACUCUACUAGCUGUGGUCAGUAUGGAUCUGGGUCAGGUCAGUCAUCCAGCUGUGGCCAACAGAGUUCUGGAUCAAGUCAAUCUCUUAAUCAUGGCCAGCAUAGGUCUGAAUCAAGUCAGACAUCUAGCUAUGGCCAACAAAGGACUGGCUCCGGUCAGUCUUCUGGCUGUAGACAACACAGGUCUGGCUCAGGAGAGUCUUCUGGAUUUAAUCAGCAUAGAACUGGCUUAGGUCAAUCCUCUAGCUAUGAACAACAUGGUUCUACCUCAGGACAGUCACAAAGCUGUGGCCAACAUAGAUCGAGCUUAGGUCAGUCCUCUAGCUAUGGUCAGCAUGGCUCAAGUCAGUAUUCUGGUCACAGUCAUCACAGGUCCGGCUCAUGUCAGUCUUCUGGCCACAGCCAACAUGGAUCUGGCUCAGGUCAGUCUUCCAGCUGUGGUCAGCGUGGUUCUAGGUCGAGAGAGUCAUCUGGCUUUGGUCAACAUGGAUCUGGCUUAGGUCAGUCCUCUAGCUAUGGACAACACGGUUCUACUUCUGGACAGUCAUCAGGCUGUGGCCAGCAGGGAUCUAACUUAGGUCAGUCCUCUAGCUAUGGUCAACGGGGCUCAAGUCAAUAUGGCUCAAGUCAGUCUUAUAGCCACAGCCAACACAGGUCUGGCUCACAUCAGUCUUCUGGCCACAGCCAACAUGGGUCUGGCUCAGGUCAGUCUUCCAGCUUUGGUCAGUGUGGUUCUAGCUCAAGAGAGUCAUCUGGCUUUGGUCAGCAUGGCUCAGGCUUAGGUCAAUCCUCUAGCUUUGGGCAACAUGGUUCUACUUCAGGACAGUCAUCACGCUGUGGCCAGCAGAGAUCUAACUUAGGUCAGUCCUCCAGCUAUGGUCAACAUGGCUCAAGUCAAUCUUCCAGCCACAGCAGACGCAGAUCUAGCUCAAGUCAGUCUUCUGGCCACAGCCGACAUGGAUCUGGCUCAGGUCAGUCCUCUAGCUAUGGACGACAUGGUUCUACUUCAGGACAGUCAUCAAGCUGCAGCCAACAGGGAUCUAACUUAGGUCAGUCCUCCAGCUAUGGUCAACAUGGCUCAAGUCAAUCUUACAGCCACAGAAGACGCAGAUCUAGCUCAAGUCAGUCUUCUGGCCACAGCCGACAUGGAUCUGGCUCAGGUCAGUCCUCUAGCUAUGGACGACAUGGUUCUACUUCUGGACAGUCAUCAAACUGCAGCCAACAGGGAUCUAACUUAGGUCAGUCCUCCAGCUAUGGUCAACAUGGCUCAAGUCAAUCUUCGAGCCACCGCAGACGCAGAUCUAGCUCAAGUCAGUCUUCUGGCCACAGCCGACAUGGAUCUGGCUCAGGUCAGUCCUCUAGCUAUGGACAACAUGGUUCUACUUCAGGACAGUCAUCAAGCUGCAGCCAACAGGGAUCUAACUUAGGUCAGUCCUCCAGCUAUGGUCAACAUGGCUCAAGUCAAUCUUACAGCCACAGAAGACGCAGAUCUAGCUCAAGUCAGUCUUCUGGCCACAGCCGACAUGGAUCUGGCUCAGGUCAGUCCUCUAGCUAUGGACGACAUGGUUCUACUUCUGGACAGUCAUCAAACUGCAGCCAACAGGGAUCUAACUUAGGUCAGUCCUCCAGCUAUGGUCAACAGGGCUCAAGUCAAUCUUCCAGCCACCGCCGACACAGAUCUAGCUCAAGUCAGUCUUCUGGCCACAGCCGACAUGGAUCUGGCUCAGGUCAGUCUUCUAGCUGUGGUCAGCAUAGUUCUAGCUCAAGAGAGUCAUCUGGCUUUGGUCAACAUGGAUCUGGCUCAGGUCAGUCCUCUAGCUAUGGACAACAUGGUUCUACUUCUGGACAGUCAUCAAGCUGCAGCCAACAGGGAUCUAACUUAGGUCAGUCCUCCAGCUAUGGUCAACAUGGCUCAAGUCAAUCUUACAGCCACCGCCGACACAGAUCUGGCUCAAGUCAGUCUUCUGGCCACAGCCAACAUGGAUCUGGCUCAGGUCAGUCUUCCAGCUGUGGUCAGCGUGGUUCUAGCUCGAGAGAGUCAUCUGGCUUUGGUCAACAUGGAUCUGGCUUAGGUCAGUCCUCUAACUAUGGACAACACAGUUCUACUUCAGGACAGUCAUCAAGCUGCAGCCAACAGGGAUCUAACUUAGGUCAGUCCUCCAGCUAUGGUCAACAGGGCUCAAGUCAAUAUGGCUCAAGUCAAUCUUCUCACAAUAGCCGACACAGAUCUGGCUCAAGUCAGUCUUCUGGCCACAGCCGACAUGGAUCUGGCUCAGGUCAGUCUUCUAGCUGUGGUCAGCAUAGUUCUAGCUCGAGAGAGUCAUCUGGCUUUGGUCAACAUGGAUCUGGCUUAGGUCAGUCCUCUAGCUAUGGACAACAUGGUUCAACUUCAGGACAGUCAUCAAGCUGCAGCCAACAGGGAUCUAACUUAGGUCAGUCCUCUAGCUAUGGUCAACAUGGUUCUACUUCUGGACAGUCAUCAGGCUGUGGCCAGCAGGAAUCUAACUUAGGUCAGUCCUCUAGCUAUGGUCAACAGGGCUCAAGUCAAUAUGGCUCAAGUCAAUCUUCUCGCAAUAGCCGACACAGAUCUGGCUCAAGUCAGUCUUCUGGCCACAGCCGACAUGGAUCUGGCUCAGGUCAGUCUUCUAGCUGUGGUCAGCGUGGUUCUAGCUCAAGAGAGUCAUCUGGCUUUGGUCAACAUGGCUCAGGCUUAGGUCAAUCCUCUAGCUAUGGACAACACAGUUCUACUUCAGGACAGUCAUCAAGCUGCAGCCAACAGGGAUCUAACUUAGGUCAGUCUUCCAGCCAUGGUCAACGUGGCUCAAGUCAAUAUGGUUCAAGUCAGUCUUCUGGCUUCAGACAACAAGGGUCUGGCUCAGGUCAGUCUUCUAGCUGUGGUCAGCAUGGUUCUAGCUCAAGACAGUCAUCUGGCUUUGGUCAACAUGGAUGUGGCUUAGGUCAGUCCUCUACAUAUGGACACCAUGGGUCUACUUCAGGACAAUCAUCAAGCUGUGGUCAACAUAUAUCUGGAUCAGGUCAGUCUUCCAGUUAUGGUCAACAUAUAUCUGGAUCAGGUCAGUCUUCUAGCUAUGGCCAAUGUGGGUCUGGAUUAGGUACUCCCAAUCAAUCAAGAAGAAACGGCCAGGAAUGCUCAGGAUACAGUCAAAAAGAAAGAAGUAGGAGUUGUAGCCCAACAAGUAGCAAGUCUGAUGGAUAUGAGAGUAUUUGUGGACAAUCAGAAACGUGUAGGCAACAAAGCCAAGGAUGCAGCCAGGGUCAAACGGAAUCUGGCUACAGCUAUUCAAAUUGUAAUGAAGGGCAACCAGGAGGUAGUUAUAGACAAGAGAAAAGCUCCUCAAGUUGUGGCUUUAGACAGUUUACACCGUGCUAUGGAGAAUCUAGAUCUAACACUAGCAAUACAUUGUUAAUUUGCAAGGAGGAUAACAGACAGGGUGGCUAUUAUGACCAGAGAGAAGGAGGUCACUAUGGAGGGAGAGAUACAAACUCAAGUUUCUACAAGUUACGGAGCAGCACUCCACUCUAUGAGUAUGUCCAACAGCAGAGGUGCUAAUUCAAGUGAUGAAUAGUAAAUGGAAGUGAAGUUAACUCAAGCAGUAGUUUAAAAAAUAUGAAACUUACAUACAAGCAAUUCAUUACCAAACUUCUUUCUAAAAGGAGAUAUAUCUAUUUCUGUCUUUUCCUUUUAAACAUGUAACUGUACUUAAUUCCUUGUUAUUGUGUUCCUUCCAAAGAAUUUAGGGUAUGGGGACUACUUUGCUAGGAAAUACAGAGUUGAAUAAAUGAUGUAUGAAAAAAAAUUCAGAAGAAUAAUGCAAAACAUUUAAGGAGCUUGGGGUUUAGGUGAGGUGUCUUUUUGACAGCUCCUUACUCAUCAUAGGAUGCCAAAACUAAUCUUUCAUCUCUAAAGAGCAAAAAAUUAUACAUGUGUUACCAGUUCUGGAGCCAAAGCUUCGCUUAUAGCAACAUGGACCAUAAUUUUCUGUAUGCUCCACAAUGGAUGGUGGCAGAAAAGACCCUAAAAGCAAAGAUGUAGCAUCAAUAGCAUCUUUGCUUAUCAAAACCACCAAGCUCCUUUUCUUAGCUGCAUUUUUAAUGAAUAAACUAACAAGAGGCAUUAAAAAUUGGCACCAGGUGCUCCUCCCUAACUUAUGAGUGAGAGCAUUUUUUUCUUAAAGGGCAGGAAUGAAUCAAUUCAGGAUUGAAGGAUCUAAAUGUUAGCUCUGACUUGGUUUCAGCAAGAAAGAUUUUGACUCCUACUACUAAGAAUUUCCUCCAGGUUAAAAAAAAAAAAAUUAGAGAGCAUGAAAACACAAUGGCUCCAAACUACCUCUGUAGUUCACUGGCCUUCCUCAGAGGAAAAUAUCAUUUAUACAGCAAUGAACAAAAUACUGUCAGCAACUACUUUACAGUUUCUUAAUUUGACUGUAGUAUAUUUGUUUCAAGUCUCUGGAUUCAAAUAAACUUUGACUGCAUUAAAAUUGACAAUAAAUAAUGAUGAUGAAAUA
Molecule: messenger RNA, 10087 nt
Organism: Capra hircus (goat)
Lineage: Eukaryota; Metazoa; Chordata; Mammalia; Artiodactyla; Bovidae
Product: hornerin
Exons: 11
Coding region: 55-9132 (3025 amino acids)
Biological process (GO): establishment of skin barrier
Cellular component (GO): cornified envelope; keratohyalin granule
Molecular function (GO): calcium ion binding; transition metal ion binding
Source: RefSeq, a predicted model, not a curated record